CUAGCCAUGUGUGCACAGCGCAUGUAUUAUGGUGAUGCAAUCGCUUUGCAAGGAGUGACUUUUGUGUGCGACUCAACUCAUGUGAAUGUUCACGUUGUUUUCGAAUAGAUCCACGACAAGUCCUUGCUUUUGGCCUACUAGGAAUUUCAGGGUUUCAGAGAUCUACAAGGGGUGAAUCAAACUCAACUCAAGAUGGCUACAGUGGAGGAGAAAAUGGAACUGAUUACUAGAAAUUUACAGGAGGUGCUUGGCAGAGAUAAAUUGGAGACGAUGUUAAAUGAGGGGAAAGACAUUGCCGUCUACUGGGGAACUGCUACGACCGGCAAGCCUCACAUUGCUUACUUUGUCCCCAUGAGCAAGCUAGCGGACCUACUAAGAGCAGGAUGUCAGGUGACGAUCCUCCUUGCUGAUCUCCAUGGUUACCUUGACAACAUGAAGGCACCAUGGGAUCUGCUUGAACUAAGGACCAAAUACUAUGAGCACAUCAUCAAGGCCAUGCUGGAAUCCAUUGAGGUCCCUAUCGAGAAGCUUAGGUUUGUGAGGGGAACGGAUUACCAGCUUAGCAAGGAGUACACCCUUGACGUGUACAGACUAUCAUCGGUGGUCACUGAGCACGACGCCAAGAAGGCUGGAGCCGAGGUGGUCAAGCAGGUGGAUCACCCCCUUCUCAGCGGUCUACUCUACCCUGGUCUUCAGGCGCUAGAUGAGGAGUACCUCAAGUGUGAUGCACAGUUUGGAGGCGUCGAUCAGAGGAAGAUAUUUACCUUUGCUGAGAAGUACAUGCCUCAACUUGGCUAUGCCAAGAGAAUACAUCUCAUGAAUCCAAUGGUGCCUGGUUUAACAGGAACAAAGAUGAGCUCAUCAGAGGAGGAUUCAAAGAUUGAUCUCUUGGACGAUGCUGCGGCUGUAAAGAGGAAAAUCAAAAAGGCAUUCUGUGAACCAGGGAACAUAGAAAACAAUGGAGUAUUAUCAUUCGUCAAGUAUGUGCUUCUACCAAACUUAAAAACAGACUUUGUGAUUGAGAGGAAGGAAGAGUUUGGAGGAAAUAUUAGCUUUUCAUCCUAUGAUGCUCUGCAAGAGGCUUUUGCCAAAGGGGAUGUACAUCCUGGUGACCUGAAGACUGCAGUGACAAGGGAACUCAAUAAGAUCCUGGAUCCAAUCAGACAGAAGUUCUCUAGUCCUGAACUCAAGAAACUAACCUCAAAGGCCUAUCCUCCACCUCCAAAGAAAAAGGGAGGAGCAGCUCAAGCUGGAGGAGGAGCAGCAGCAGCAGCAACUGAAGAGAUCAUUCCAUCUAGAUUAGAUCUUAGAGUUGGCAAAAUCAUCUCAGCGGAAAAGCACCCAGAUGCAGACUCGCUCUACUUGGAGAAGAUUGAUGUUGGUGAAGAACAACCUCGGACGGUCAUCAGCGGUCUAGCGGGUGUGAUCCCUCUUGAAGACCUUGUUGACCGCAUGGUGGUCAUGUUAUGUAAUCUAAAACCACAGAAGAUGAGGGGGAUUGAGUCACAGGCGAUGCUCAUGUGUGCUUGCAUAGAGAAUGAGGAUCCAAGACGGAUUGAGCCUCUUUGCCCUCCAGAGGGCAGUGCACCGGGUGAUCGUGUUUUCUUUGAAGGCUACGAGAAUAAGUCUCCAGAUGAAGAACUCAAACCCAAGAAGAAGGUCUUUGAAAAGCUUCAGGUUGACUUGAAGACAUCAGACGACGGAACAGCUCAGUGGCAAGAUAAACCUUUUCAGACCAAGCUUGGCUUCAUCAGAGCACCAACACUCAAGAAUGCUUCAAUACGCUGAUUACAUCUGAUCUACAUUCUCAUAUUUUACCAUUAUUUUGCUAAGUGUUGCAGAUACAUUGCACAUUUGAGUCUGCAUAAGUCUCUCUUUUCAAUUUGAAUAAUCAUCUGAAGUUGAAGCUAUUUUUCAGACCAAAUUGUUCAAAGUGUACAUUAUUUAUCUCUCUAAGUCUGAUACUUAUGGUCACAGGAAAAUGGCUUUAAUGGCCAAACCUAUCUUAUCUCUGUUAAUAUGAUCAUGGAAAAUAAAGAAACAAGAAAAAUAUAUACAGCUCCUUAUUGCACUUUCUGCAAUUGCAUUGGUAGAGAAAAAGGACUACAUUUUAUUGCGAUUAUGCCAGAAAAUAUGUAGAAUAAUCCCAUCGAAGACGAAGAUGAGUAGAACUUAGUCAGUAGUCACAUGAAGUAGGCAAACAACAGUUGCGAUGUUUCUGCUGCGAACUGCAAGCCCUUUUCAUGCAAUAUGGACUGAUCACUGCUGCAAGUGUCCCUUAUAGCAUAAGCUACAUUCCAAAGGCGACAGAAUCGCUGCGUUGCUGUUGGUCCGUGAAACCGGCCAAUCUGUCUCAUUCACAUGACGUUCUUGUGCCGUAUUACAGCAACCCUUGGAUGUUCUGUUGUCUUCCAUGUUUCAAUUGGGGAGAGUACAACAAGGAACUUUAUAUUUGCUGUGUUCUUUGCCAUUACAUUCAUAGUGUAUCUCAUAAGAGAAGUCACAGAGGGGUGAGGUCACAUUCAUCUGUCCAAGCCUUUCGUGGGAAUUGCGGGCGACUAUGUUUUGGUACCCGCAGGUCGCCCACAUGACAGUAUCUUGCACGUAUCAAACAAACAGUUGCCCGUAGGGGUGCAUGCAAGUCUGAUUUACCUGCAGAAAGGUUUUGAACAUGCUCAAAACUCUGUUGCAUUGUCUCUUCUCUCCUUCCUCUUUAAAUAGAUAAUCCUCUUCGAUCUUGAAAGUUCAUCUGUGCUGGUUGAAAAUAUCAAAUUAUAGUCCUCUUGUAGAGUACCCAAAUGAUCUUGCCAGAGAGCAGUCAUGGUUGUAAACAAGAAAUCCAUGUAUCAGUCUUGUAUCAUUGGGUUAAAUCUGGGACUUUUUUUUGUUAGUGACCAUUGUAAUCUGAGCUUGGGCAAGUUCAAACUACGAAACACCAGAAAUAUUCCUUAUAAGGUUGCAUAAUUUGGAAAUUGAUAGAAUAUUUACAAAUGAGAAUUUUAUGUCUGUGGCUGAGUGUACAAAUUGAUUAGAUAUAUAGAAUUAAAGAUUUAUUAGGAAUAGGAAUUUCCUUUAUAAAAAAAAUAGGGUAUGCUUCCAUUAAUCUGCCUUCAGUUAAUGUAUGUACAGCGAUAUACCAGGCUAUUGCUGAAAAUGAUUGAUUACUUAGUCAAAAUAAGGGAUUUCUGUAUUGCAGAAAUUUGAAUUUUCUUUGUAUUUAUGCCUCUACCAGGGGGUUGUUAAGGCAGAAAGAAUUCACUGUGGCUAAAAGCUUAAACUGGUGCAGAGUUGCACUUGAUGUUUUUCUGGUCUACAUGAAAAAAUCUUGAUGUAAUAUUUCUAAAAUUAUUCCUUGAUUUAUUAAAUUGAAAUGUUGAAAUGAUAUGCAUUAUACUUAGCAUUAAACUUUGCCUUAUGCAUGCCAAAUAGUGUAAGAAAAGGGAUUUCUCAAGUGAAGGGAGAGAGGGGGCCAAAUGGAAAUCAUUGUCAUUCAUGGACAUACCUUAUGAAUAAACAAUCUUCUAGUUGUGAUUUAACCCUGAAUCUCCCGGGGUAUUUUGAUUCUUGUCAUUCCUGGGGGGGGGGGGGCAUUAUGGCUCCCCCUUAAGAUCUCAGCAGCGGAUUGCGUGAUCACAACGAAAAUUUGCAUGAUGGUAGAGUAUGCAGUUGCAUUGGUAAAUUUCACUGAAUUCAUAUAUUCUUUAUUUUUAU
This is a messenger RNA of Lytechinus variegatus (green sea urchin), 3711 nucleotides long. Its product is annotated as tyrosine--tRNA ligase, cytoplasmic-like. Gene Ontology annotation, biological process: tyrosyl-tRNA aminoacylation. NCBI's taxonomy places the organism in Eukaryota, Metazoa, Echinodermata, Echinoidea, Temnopleuroida, Toxopneustidae. Gene Ontology annotation, molecular function: tRNA binding; ATP binding; tyrosine-tRNA ligase activity. The transcript has 14 exons. The record is from RefSeq and is a predicted model, not a curated record. The coding region runs from base 193 to 1788 and encodes 531 amino acids.